This is a messenger RNA of Aureococcus anophagefferens, 246 nucleotides long. RefSeq lists its product as hypothetical. Gene Ontology annotation, cellular component: mitochondrion. The transcript has a single exon. Gene Ontology annotation, biological process: mitochondrial electron transport, succinate to ubiquinone; protein-FAD linkage; tricarboxylic acid cycle. The annotation marks the transcript as partial. The record is from RefSeq and is a predicted model, not a curated record. NCBI's taxonomy places the organism in Eukaryota, Pelagophyceae, Pelagomonadales, Pelagomonadaceae.
AAGAAGCGGCUCAUCUACCGGUCGAAGCAGCGCGGCUGGCUCGAGGUGGACCUGCUCCUCGGGACCUGGGCCGUCGAGAACGUCGACGGGCUGACGUCGGCGGAGUGCGACGAGUACGAGGACAUCCUCAACUGCGAGACCAUCGACAUCUUCAACUUCAUCACGGGCAAGGACCCCGUGCCGCCGCGCCUCGACACGGCCAUGAUGAAGCGGCUCCAGGACUACUGCGACUCGACGCCGCUCGGC